AUGGCUCGGACGAUGAAGAGGCCAUGUAGCACACUCACACAGGACGUGAUUGUCAUCUCAAACGCUGGCGUCCCUGCGGCCUCAUCACAAUUUGCCAUAGUAUUCAAGACUCCAAAGUACCGAGACCAGAACCUCCAGAAGCCCACGUCUGUGUUCGUCCAGCUGAAGAGGAAGUCUGACAACGAGACCAGCGAGCCCAAACCCUUCACCUACCACCCCCAGAUCAUAGAUAAGGAGGAGGUGCAGAGGAAGAGACAGAAGACUUUACCAAACUUCAAUGACUUCAGCGGUCACGGCGGAGGAGGAGGAGGUGGAGGAGGAGGAGGAGGAGGAGGGAGUCUGUACCGAGGAGGAGGAGGUCCGGCUGCAGGAGGAGGACCCGGCUCUGCGGGAGGAGGGGGAGGAGUUUACUUCCAGGGCUUCACCACCUACAACUACGGCGGCGGAGGAGGAGGAGGAGGAGGAGGAGGAGCAGGAGGAGGUUUCCCCACGGGAUACUCAGCUGGUCUGGGAGGAGGAGGAGGAGGAGGAGGAGGAGGAGGAGGAGGAGGAGGAGGAGGCGACAAACAUGCCACCGAGGGGGACGCAGCAGACGACGACAGUGACGACAGCGAUCCAGACGACGACUCGGGUUCAGGGAACGGACUGAGACUUUCAGACUUUUCCAGAGGCCUGGAGGUCGAGGAGAGGACCGAGGAGGGAGGGGUCAGCGUGGAGCCGGAGCCAGACAGAGCUGCAGAUGAGCGGUUGUUUCAGGAGACCAGCAGACAGCUGGAGGCUCUCUUUAAGUACUCAGUCACAGGAGAUUCAGCGUACCUGCUGGCGACACAGCGCCCCCUCAUGGACGCGCAGGACGAGGACGGAGACACUGGGAUUCACCUGGCGGUCCUCCACAGCCAGCAGGAGGCGCUGAAGAGUCUGACGCAGGUGGUCUCUGCUCUGCCGGGAGAAGAGGUGCUCAACAUGAGGAACCGUCUGUACCAGACUCCCCUUCACCUGGCUGUGAUCACGCAGCAGCGGGAGGCGGUGGAAGCGCUGCUAUUGGCCGGGGCUGACCCGACUCUGACGGAUCGUCAUGGCAACACGGUGCUCCACCUGGCGUCCCAGCUGGAGUCAGGAGGAGGAGGGAUGGUCCGGGUUUUACUCCGACACGGAGAGCUGAGAGGGCUGCUGGAGCACACCAACACAGCAGGUCUGUGUGCCGUACACCUGGCCGUCCUGUCCAAUCAGCUGUCCUCUCUCAGGGAGCUGCUGGGGGGCGGGGCUAACGUGGAGGUUCAGGAGCGCAGCUGUGGACGGACCGCCCUACACCUCGCCACCGAGGCCGACAACGUGUCCCUGGCCGGCUGUCUGCUGCUGGAGGGUAAUGCCAAGGUGGACUGCUGCACCUUUAACGGCUCCACCCCUCUCCACAUCGCGGCAGGGCGGAGCUCUGUCAAGCUCACCGCUCUCCUGAUGGCUGCAGGCGCAGACCCUCACAGGGAGAACUUUGAGCCGCUGUUCUUCAGGGAGGAUGACGGCUGUGACGGGGAGAGAGAGGAGGAGGAAGAUGAAGGCUACAUCCCGGGAACCACUCCACUCAACAUGACCGCUAACACUCGGGUGUUGGAGCUUCUGAAUGGUAAAGAGUACAAACCAAACCCUCCUCAGAGAGACCUCCUCCCUCCUCAAGGCGACCUGUCGAGCCUGGAUGCGGAGGUGAAGCAGCAGGUGUGUCGCUCUCUGGAGAGUGAAGGAUGCUGGGAGAGUCUGGCUCACAGUCUGGGUCUGGGGAUCCUGAACACGGCCUUCAGGCUGAGCCCGUCUCCGGCUAAAACACUGCUGGAUAGCUACGAGGUCUCAGGCGGGACAAUCCGGGACCUGCUCGCCGGUCUGAGGUCGAUCGGGGAGAGCAAAGCGCUGAGCAUCCUGCAGGGGGCGCUGGGUCACCACGAGGACCAGAAGACGCACGAGUCUCUGAGUGCCCGGGUGCAGGACCUGAAGGUGGACGUCCGGAUCGACAGCGGGGUGUGUGACAGCGGGGUGGAGCUCUCCACGGCGUGAUGACAUCAUCGACCGUCUCCCGCUGGGUUCAUCAGAGGAAGCAGAAUCAUUCAUCCGCCGAUCGUCCAAAAACUGAUUCAUCGUCACCCCUUCAUCUCCAUCCGUCAACGUCUCCGGGCUGAGCCUCCUCCUCUUCCUCCUCCUCCUCUUCCUCCUCCUCUUCCUCUUCUUCCUCCUCUUCCUCUUCCUCUUCGUUUUUAUCUUAUGUGUUGAUGUUUUUCAUAUUUUUAAACCCGAUGUUGCAGAAAAAGGAACGUGUUGUGUGAAAACUAAACAGAGUCAGUUCACGUAAACAAAGAGAGAUCCUUGUUUGUUAGAGAGUAAAGCUAAGUGUUCAUGUUGAUGUGUUUCAGCCCACACUACACUCCAACAGCUCAACCAAAGAACACACGUCUGGUUUCUGUCUCUCACUCAGGACCAUCACAUUAUUCUGAAGCAACGUUAUGAAACUGAAGCUGUUUCUCACUUUACCAAAGGUGCUUUUCCACCGCAGGAACUUUCCCCAGGAACUAGAGACUUUCUGAGGGACUACCUGCUUUUUGACCCCAGGAAACAGGGUAUAACUUUAGUCCCUGGGUAGUAAAUCUCCCCCUGAAAGACCAGGGACUUUUGUGUUUUCACGGCAGGAACCAGGGUCUAAAUUAAAGGCCCAUUUUAACCCCACAGUGUUUUCAACAUUCUGAACAUCGCUGUGCUUGUCAAUGUCACUUCUCUAUUUCUGACCAAUCAAAUUCAAGAAGGGGUGGGACUUCUGGUAAUAACUUUUUGACCACAGGAACUAGUGACUAUGUGCUUUUUGACCCCAGGAACCAGGGUCUAUUCCCCUUCCCCCCCCUGAAAGACCAGGAACCUUUGUGUUUCCACUGCAGGAACCAGGGACAAAUCAUAGGACCAUUUUAACCCCACAGAAAGUCCCUGUUCUGGGAUUUUACUGCAGUACAUUUUAAAAACCUGCAGCCAAAGUGUUUUACUUCACAUUAAUAUCACAUUCAUACAUGAAGUGAGGAUAGAUACCAGGAACUUUAAGGCAAUUUUUGCUGAGGUGAAAAAUGGAGGUUGUAAAGCCUGUGGCCGGCAGACCGAGGGCCUGUGUCCAUUGUCUCUACGAAACCAGCACAGUUCAGUGUUUUCAACUUCUGGAGCAACGCUGUGCUCGUCAAUGUCACUUCUCUAUCACUGACCAAUCAAAAUCAAGAAAGGGCGGGACUUCUGGUGUCAACUUUAGGUGUUUUAGGAACUUCCCCCAGGAACUAGGAUCCUUUUGAGGAACUAUGCGUGUUUUGACAGCAGGAACAAGGGUCUAACUUUAGUUCCUGGUUAGUUAAUCUCCUCCGGAAAAGUCCCAGGUUAAGGGGUAGUACUUCCAAAAGGUCCAGGAACUUUAGGGGGCGGGGCCUGCAGUGCUGGACGUUUCUGAUUGGUAGAUUACCUGCAGUGUUUUUAUUUCACAAUAACAUCACACACA
Messenger RNA from Notolabrus celidotus (New Zealand spotty), 3508 nucleotides. RefSeq names its product nuclear factor NF-kappa-B p105 subunit. Bases 1 to 2043 code for a protein of 680 amino acids. Gene Ontology annotation, biological process: regulation of transcription by RNA polymerase II; cellular response to stress; innate immune response. Gene Ontology annotation, molecular function: DNA-binding transcription factor activity, RNA polymerase II-specific; protein binding; RNA polymerase II cis-regulatory region sequence-specific DNA binding. Gene Ontology annotation, cellular component: cytoplasm. The record is from RefSeq and is a predicted model, not a curated record. The transcript is spliced from 14 exons. NCBI's taxonomy places the organism in Eukaryota, Metazoa, Chordata, Actinopteri, Labriformes, Labridae.